AUGGCGCUGUCAGAGAGCAACCCCUUCCAGGUCCAUGAUGAGCGUUUCCGCGCGAUUCUGGGCUCAGCUCCAACCCUCCAGUUACUCGCAGAAAACAAAGACUACCCUUUCGCCCACGAAGCUGGGAUAUACAUCCCCGCGACAAAACACCUGUUCAUCACCAGUAACCGAUGCAUUGAUGCGCAGAACCAGCAGACGGUUCAAAUCACCCGUGUCAAUCUAAAUGACGACCCAGUCACCUGCGAGGAGAUCCAGUCUACAAUCCUCAUGGGCAAUGGCGGUGUCAAUUACGGCGAAGACAAAGUCCUCAUUUGCGGCCAGGGCUCGAUGACACAACCCAGUGGAUUGUAUGCCAUGUCCACGACUGCCCCGUAUAAUGCGACACUUCUUGUGUCUGAGUUCUACGGCCGGCCAUUUAAUUCGGUAAAUGAUGUCGUGGUCCAUUCCGACGGGUCCAUCUGGUUCACCGAUCCGAUUUACGGCUUUAUGCAGGGAUUCCGGCCUAAGCCGUGCCUACCAUGCCAGGCGUACCGGUGGAAUCCUGCGGAUGGGAGCAUCCGAGCCAUGGCUGAUGGGUUUGGGCGACCGAACGGAAUCUGCUUCUCUCCGGAUGAAAAGACUGUAUAUAUCACCGAUACUGACCGCGUGCGCGGUGAUGGGACGACGGACGAUUACCGUGCUUCAUCAAUCUACGCCUUUGACCUCUCCACUCAUCAUGGCGAGCCCUUCCUCACGAACCGUCGUCUCUUCGCCAUGACGGACGCAAGUGUCCCAGAUGGCAUCAAGUGCGAUCUUGAUGGAAACGUGUACAGUGGCUGUGGGGAUGGUAUCCAUGUUUGGUCGCCCGGAGGUGUCCUGCUGGGGCGCAUCCGAAUUGACGGCGGCGCUGCGAACUUCUGCUUUGGACGAGAGGGGGAGAUAUUUGCGCUGAAUGAGCACAGGCUGUGGCGGAUACAGCUGGCAAGAAAUAUCAGGGGUGCUUUGCUCGGAAUAUAG
This is a messenger RNA of Penicillium lagena, 996 nucleotides long. Its product is annotated as SMP-30/gluconolactonase/LRE family protein. The record is from RefSeq and is a predicted model, not a curated record. Bases 1 to 996 code for a protein of 331 amino acids. The transcript is spliced from 2 exons. Lineage: Eukaryota; Fungi; Ascomycota; Eurotiomycetes; Eurotiales; Aspergillaceae.